CCUUGAUGGUUGUUGGGCUUUUGACGGUACUCUAGUCUUGCGAGUUUCAAGGCCUCUUUUCUCUGCUUCCUUGUACCUGUUCUAAACUCUAGACAGGGAAGACGCAAGUUUCAGGCUGGAUUUAGAAGAGUUUGAGGCUCUCAUUAUACUUCAUGCUUGACUGAUUGAUUGGAUUGUUUGAGGCGAGUACGAGCCAGUCGAGCUAAUCAUCAGAGCUUGGCUUUGUCGCUAAAGGGAAAGCAUGAACGUUUUUCCAGUACCAUUUCGCAGAGAAUGAGGGUCUACUGUGGUUCCUGUCCAACGCUCAUCAAGGGCCUCAUAGUACACAGGCGAGCCAAUCACAGAGAUUGGAAGAGCGAGGAAGAAAGACGCAAGAUUUCUUCUAUUCAUUCAUCCCGUGGCUGGUCUUAAAGUUGAGCAUGUGGAGACGAUGCGCAAUCUCGAAGCGCUGUUUUGGAAUGGAUUCUGUCCGAACCAAGCUGCUGCUGCUGCUGCUGCUUGGAAUUCAAGGCAAAGGAGCUCUUGGAGCCCCUGAGCACGAUUUGGUGACCAAUCUUCCAGGACAGCCGGCUGUUCCAUUCAAGCAAUACGCUGGCUAUGUGACUGUGGACAGUCAUGCAGGGCGAGCACUGUUUUACUACUUCGUGGAGGCUCACAGCCACGCGAGCUCCAAGCCUCUGGCAUUGUGGCUCAAUGGAGGACCGGGAUGCUCCUCUAUCGGCGGCGGCGCGUUCACCGAGCUUGGCCCGUUUUAUCCGAAUGGAACAGGGAGAGGCCUUGUUAAAAACUCCAAUUCCUGGAACAAAGCUGCGAACAUCUUGUUCCUGGAAUCACCCGCUGGUGUCGGCUGGUCAUACUCAAACAGGAGCGAAGAUUAUAGCAUCUACAACGACGCAAAAACAGCUAAAGACUCGGUUACCUUCUUGCUUCGCUGGUUUGACGCAUUCCCGGAGUAUAAAAGCCGGGAAUUCUACAUCACUGGAGAAAGCUAUGCAGGGCAUUAUGUACCCCAGCUGGCCGCUGCAUUGCUCGAUUACAAUAAAGCUGCUGGACACUCAGUUUUCAACGUUAAAGGAAUCGCAAUCGGCAACCCAGCUUUGAACCUAGCAAUCGACACAGCCUCCACUUAUGAUUUCCUGUGGUCCCAUGGCCUCAUCUCGGACAAGACGUACGAGGGCCUUGGAAGAAGCUGCUACUGGAGUGAUUACGAUCACGGCUCUGGGAAUAACAACGUCUCCGCCGAAUGCAACCAGUUCAUAUCCAACUCGGCACUAGAGAUGGGAGAUCACGUCAACCCGUACGACAUAAUCCUGGACGUGUGCGUCCCUUCCAUUGUGGAGCAAGAGUUUCGACUAAAGAAGCGAAUGGGCCACCGGAGCAUUGGAGUCGACGUGUGUAUGUCCUACGAGCGAUACUACUACUUCAACUUGCCCGAGGUUCAAAAGGCUCUUCACGCAAACACGACCGGGCUUCCGUAUCCUUGGACGAACUGUGACGGGCCUGUUCAAUACGACAUAAACGACAUGAGAUUAGACAUCGUGCCAGUUCUUCGAGAUCUUCUCAAGAAUGGUCUUCGAGUUUGGGUUUUCAGCGGUGAUGAGGACGCCGUGGUUCCGUUUCUUGGCACACGAGUUAACGUCAAUAGCCUUGCGCAGGAGCUCAAGCUACGCACAACUGCGUCUUACAAAGCUUGGUUUUUGCGCACACAGGUUGGAGGAUGGGCAGAGUCGUUUGGAAACCUCACGUUUGCUACGGUCCGCGGUGCUGCUCAUAUGGUUCCACUCGCACAGCCAGCCAGGGCCUUACUCUUGUUCCAGAAGUUCAUCUCUGGACAGCCUUUGCCAGCUUCUCCUUACUCAUGACCAAACUUUUGGGAAACGAAUUCCAGAUUAUUUGGGCAACAAAGACACAUAGUUGAGCAGCAA
Selaginella moellendorffii is the source of this 1925-nucleotide messenger RNA. RefSeq names its product serine carboxypeptidase-like 42. The record is from RefSeq and is a predicted model, not a curated record. The coding region runs from base 420 to 1862 and encodes 480 amino acids. The transcript has 13 exons. Lineage: Eukaryota; Viridiplantae; Streptophyta; Lycopodiopsida; Selaginellales; Selaginellaceae. Gene Ontology annotation, molecular function: serine-type carboxypeptidase activity. Gene Ontology annotation, biological process: proteolysis.